Molecule: messenger RNA, 6806 nt
Organism: Phacochoerus africanus (Common warthog)
Lineage: Eukaryota; Metazoa; Chordata; Mammalia; Artiodactyla; Suidae
Gene: PREX1
Product: phosphatidylinositol-3,4,5-trisphosphate dependent Rac exchange factor 1
Exons: 41
Coding region: 145-5247 (1700 amino acids)
Biological process (GO): intracellular signal transduction
Molecular function (GO): guanyl-nucleotide exchange factor activity; protein binding
Source: RefSeq, a predicted model, not a curated record
GCCCGCCGCGCCAUGCGCCGGGCCCGCCGCUGAGCCCGGCCCGCUGGCGCGCCCCGUCCGGGAUGGGGUGCCUGGACGCUUGAGUCGCCGCUCAGCGCGACCUCCGCGCGGGGGAAGGAGCUGGUGCCGUGCGGCCGCGCUAGGAUGGAGGUACCCGGCGGCAGCGAUCCAGGAGGCGACGGGGCUGGGGACGGUGCCCACCCGGACCCCCGGACCCCCGGCGCCUCUGCGCCCAGCUCCGGCCCGUGCGCGGCCGCCCGGGAGUCUGAGCGCCAGCUGCGCCUCCGCCUCUGCGUCCUCAAUGAGAUCUUGGGCACCGAGAGGGACUACGUGGGCACCUUGCGCUUCUUGCAGUCUGCUUUCCUGCAUCGCAUCCGGCAGAACGUGGCGGACUCCGUGGAGAAGGGCCUGACGGAGGAGAAUGUCAAGAUCCUGUUCUCAAACAUUGAAGACAUCCUGGAAGUUCAUAAAGAUUUCUUGGCCGCCUUGGAGUUUUGUUUACAUCCGGAGCCUCAGUCUCAGCAUGAACUUGGGAACGUUUUCCUAAAAUUUAAGGACAAGUUCUGCGUGUACGAGGAGUAUUGCAGUAACCACGAGAAGGCCCUGCGGCUGCUUGUGGAGCUGAACAAGAUCCCCACUGUGCGAGCCUUCCUUUUGAGCUGCAUGCUCCUGGGCGGCCGGAAGACCACGGACAUCCCUCUGGAGGGCUACCUGUUGUCUCCCAUUCAGAGGAUCUGCAAGUACCCCCUCCUCCUCAAGGAGCUGGCCAAGAGGACCCCUGGCAAGCACCCAGACCACCCCGCCGUCCAGAGCGCCCUGCAGGCCAUGAAGACGGUCUGCUCCAACAUCAACGAGACCAAGCGGCAGAUGGAGAAGCUGGAGGCCCUGGAGCAGCUGCAGUCGCACAUCGAAGGCUGGGAGGGCUCCAACCUCACGGACAUCUGCACCCAGCUCCUCCUGCAGGGAACCUUGUUAAAAAUCUCUGCCGGCAACAUCCAAGAGAGAGCUUUCUUCCUCUUCGACAACCUCCUGGUCUAUUGCAAGCGGAAAUCCAGGGUCACCGGGGGCAAGAAAUCCACCAAGAGGACCAAAUCCAUCAACGGCUCCCUGUAUAUCUUCAGGGGUCGCAUCAACACGGAAGUCAUGGAGGUGGAGAACGUGGAGGAUGGGACAGCGGAUUAUCACAGCAAUGGCUACACGGUCACCAAUGGCUGGAAGAUCCAUAACACAGCCAAGAACAAGUGGUUUGUCUGCAUGGCCAAGACGGCGGAGGAGAAGCAGAAGUGGCUGGACGCCAUCAUCCGUGAGCGGGAGCAGCGCGAGAGCCUGAAGCUGGGCAUGGAGCGCGAUGCCUACGUCAUGAUCGCGGAGAAGGGAGAGAAGCUUUACCACAUGAUGAUGAACAAGAAGGUGAACCUGAUCAAGGACCGCCGGAGAAAGCUGAGCACCGUCCCCAAGUGCUUCCUCGGCAAUGAGUUUGUUGCCUGGCUCCUGGAAAUUGGCGAGAUCAGCAAGAUGGAAGAAGGUGUGAACCUGGGCCAGGCCUUGCUGGAGAAUGGCAUUAUCCACCACGUCUCCGACAAGCACCAGUUCAAGAACGAGCAGGUGAUGUACCGCUUCCGCUACGACGAUGGCACCUAUAAGGCCCGGAGUGAGCUGGAGGACAUCAUGUCCAAGGGUGUGAGGCUUUACUGCCGUCUUCACAGCCUCUAUACCCCCGUGAUCAAAGACCGAGACUACCACCUGAAGACGUACAAGUCGGUGCUGCCCGGGAGCAAGCUGGUGGACUGGCUGCUGGCCCAGGGCGACUGCCAGACACGCGAGGAGGCGGUGGCACUUGGUGUGGGCCUGUGUAACAACGGCUUCAUGCACCACGUGCUGGAGAAGAGCGAGUUCAAGGAUGAGUCCCAGUACUUCCGCUUCCACGCAGAUGAGGAGAUGGAGGGGAUCAGCAGCAAGAACAAACAGCUUCGCAACGACUUCAAGCUGGUGGAGAACAUUCUGGCGAAGCGCCUGCUGAUCCUGCCCCAGGAGGAGGACUAUGGCUUUGACAUUGAGGAGAAGAACAAGGCGGUGGUGGUGAAGUCGGUCCAGAGGGGCUCGCUGGCUGAGAUGGCCGGCCUGCAGGUGGGGAGGAAGAUCUACUCCAUCAACGAGGACCUGGUGUUCCUGCGGCCUUUCGCCGAGGUGGAGUCCAUCCUCAACCAGUCUUUCUGCUCCCGCCGCCCGCUGCGUCUCCUGGUAGCCACCAAGGCCAAAGAGAUCAUCAAAGUCCCCGACCAUCCAGAGGCUCUGUGCUUCCAGAUCCGGGGAGCUGCCCCGCCGUAUGUCUACGCGGUGGGGAGAGGCUCCGAGGCUGCGGCUGCAGGGCUCUGUGCCGGCCAGUGCAUCCUGAAGGUCAACGGCAACAACGUGACGAGUGACGGAGCCCCAGAGGUCCUGGAGCACUUCCAGGCGUUCCGGAGCCGCCGAGAAGAGGCCCUGGGCCUGUACCAGUGGGUCUACCACACCCAUGAGGAUGCCCAGGAGGCCCAGGGGGUGCCUGGCGAGGACCCCAAUGGCGACGGGGCCCGAGAGGAUGACCAGCCCAACUCAGACUUCCCCCUGCUAUCCCUGGGUCCCCAGCUGAGCCUGCAGGAGGACAGCCCUGUGGUCAGCCUGACAGUGGACAACGUGCACCUGGAGCAUGGCGUGGUGUAUGAAUAUGUGAGCACAGCAGGCAUCAAGUGCCACGUGCUAGAGAAGAUCGUGGAGCCCCGUGGCUGCUUCGGCCUCACUGCCAAGAUCCUCGAGGCCUUUGCUGCCGAUGACAGUGUCUUCGUGCAGAACUGUGGGAGGCUCAUGGCCCUGAGCAGCAACAUGAAGACCAUGUCCCACUAUGAGUUCCGCAACAUCUGUGACACCAAGCUGGAGAGCAUCGGCCAGAGGAUCUCCUGCUACCAGGAGUUUGCAGCUCAGCUAAAGAGCAGGGUCAGCCCACCCUUCAAACAAGCUCUCCUGGAACCCCAUCCACUGUGUGGCCUGGACUUUUGCCCCACCAAUUGCCACAUCAACCUCAUGGAAGUGUCCUACCCCAAGACCACGCCCUCGGUUGGCAGGUCCUUCAGUAUCCGCUUUGGUAGAAAACCCUCCCUCAUCGGCCUUGACCCAGAGCAAGGUCACCUGAACCCCAUGUCCUACACCCAGCACUGCAUCACCACCAUGGCUGCCCCGUCCUGGAAGUGCCUGCCUGCUGCAGAGGGGGACCCGCAAUGGCUGGGUCUCAACGACAGCAGCUUUGGGCCAGCUGGUGGAGCCCUUGGCCAGGAGGACCGGGGCCUGAGCUUCCUACUCAAGCAGGAGGACCGCGAGAUCCAGGAUGCCUACCUGCAGCUCUUUACCAAACUGGAUGUGGCCCUGAAGGAGAUGAAGCAGUAUGUUACCCAGAUCAACCGGCUGCUGUCCACCAUCACGGAGCCCACCUCGGGUGGGUCCUGCGAUCCGCCCUUGACCGAGGAGGCCUCAUCCCCUCCACUGGUCAGCGAAGAGAGCGAGAUGGACAGGACUGACCACGGGGGCAUCAAGAAAGUGUGCUUCAAGGUGUCCGAGGAGGAUCAGGAGGACUCGGGGCACGACACCAUGAGCUACCGGGACUCCUACAGCGAGUGCAACAGUAAUCGGGACUCCGUCCUGUCCUACACCAGCGUGAGAAGUAACAGCUCCUACCUGGGCAGCGACGAGAUGGGGUCCGGGGAUGAGCUGCCCUGUGACAUGAGGAUCCCGUCAGACAAGCAGGACAAGCUCCAUGGCUGUCUAGAGCAUCUCUUUAACCAGGUGGACUCCAUCCACGCCCUCCUCAAGGGGCCCAUCAUGAGCAGGGCUUUUGAAGAGACCAAGCAUUUCCCCAUGGAUCACAGCUUGCAAGAGUUCAAACAGAAGGAGGAGUGUACAAUCCGUGGCCGGAGCUUGAUCCAGAUCAGCAUCCAGGAGGACCCCUGGAACCUCCCCAAUUCCAUCAAGACCCUGGUGGACAACAUCCAGAAAUAUGUGGAAGAUGGAAAGAACCAGCUGCUCCUGGCCUUGCUGAAAUGCACAGACACAGAGCUGCAGCUGCGAAGGGACAGUAUCUUCUGCCAGGCCCUGGUGGCCGCCGUGUGUACCUUCUCUGAGCAGCUGCUGGCAGCCCUGAGCUACCGCUACAACAACAAUGGCGAGUACGAGGAGAGCGGCCGGGACGCCAGCCGCAAGUGGCUGGAGCAGGUGGCGGCCACCGGUGUCCUCCUGCACUGCCAGUCCCUGCUCUCGCCAGCCGUGAAGGAGGAGCGGACCAUGCUGGAGGACCUCUGGGUGACCCUGUCGGAGCUGGACAAUGUCGCCUUCUCCUUUAAGCAGCUGGAUGAGAACUAUGUGGCCAACACCAACGUCUUCUACCACAUCGAGGGCAGCCGGCAGGCGCUCAAGGUCGUCCUCUACCUUGACAGCUACCACUUCUCCAAGCUGCCCGCCCGCCUGGAGAGCGGGGCCAGCCUGAGGCUGCACACCGUGCUCUUCACGAAAGCUCUGGAGAACGUGGAGGGGCCGCCUCCUCCAGGCAGCCAGGCUGUGGAAGAUUUGCAGCAGGAGAUCAACGCCCAGUCCUUGGAGAAGGUUCAGCAGUAUUACCGCAAACUCAGGGCCUUUUACCUGGAACGGUCUAACCUGCCCACGGACGCCAGCACCACGGCGGUGAAGAUAGACCAGCUGAUCCGCCCCAUCAACGCCCUGGACGAACUCUGCCGCCUCAUGAAGUCCUUUGUCCACCCCAAGCCUGGCGCCUCAGGGAGCUUGGGCGCCGGCCUCAUCCCCAUCUCCUCCGAGCUCUGCUACCGCCUGGGGGCCUGCCAGAUCGCCAUGUGCCGCACGGGCAUGCAGAGGAGCACCCUGAGCCUCUCCCUGGAGCAGGCGGCCAUCCUGGCUCGGAGCCACGGGCUGCUGCCCAAGUGCAUCAUGCAGGCCACGGACAUCAUGCGGAAGCAGGGCCCCAGGGUGGAGAUUCUGGCCAAAAACCUCCGCGUCAAGGACCAGAUGCCCCAGGGUGCACCUCGGUUGAUGCCAGGCCUUCUCACGGAACCACAUGCGGCCCCUUCUCCUGGGGGCUCUACCGCCUCUGCCAGCCACCCGUGGACGGAGACCUCUAAGCACCGAGAUGCCUGGUGCUCGGCUGCACUCUCUGGAGCUGGGAUUGGGGAGGACACGGGGGCCACGCUUCCUUCUCCGGAGCUGGCCUGAGGCCGCCUCCAUCACCUCCUGUGAGGAUAAGCGGUGCCUCCGCCUUGGAUGAGCUGGCUGAUCGGGCCUAGGCUGGCACGUCCUCCACACUUCUGCCAGAAGCCUGAGGGGUGCUGGGGACCACAGAACUGCUGGGUGCCGCCGGGGCUGGGCUCCUGCCCACAGGUCCCCAGGACACAGGGAAGAAGUCAUGGGCACUGCAGCUGAAGGCCUGCAGCCCCAGCCCCUUCGGAGUGGCUCAACCUGCACUUUGGAAACUCCUGGUUUCCUUCUAAGUCCACAUUCCAGGUGACCACAUGCGUCUCCAUCCCCCCCCCCAACGCCCCACUUCCAGACCCCCCCAACCCUGUACUAACCUGCUUGGUGGACUCGGAAAAGCUAGACCUCUGCCAGAAAAGAUGGAGGGACAGGGCACAACUUCUGUUACCAGGAGAACAGUGGAAAGCCACACUGGCCUCUGACAUUGGCGCCAUCGAACCGGAGCCAUCGGCCCUGGGCACGAGAUUUGCUCUGACUUUAUUUAUAUGGCGUGAACUCUCUACAGUUUAUUUUGGUGUUUUUAUGUUGUUGUCGAGAACCUUUUUUUCCAGGUUGUGUGAUGAUAUAUUUGACAUUUUAAAUUUCAGAGAAAGCUAUAUUGUCUAACAGGGGACCAACCUAAGGUAGUAUUGACAACUCUUUCCAGUUCUACUAAAAAAAAAAGAAAAAGAAAAACUAAAUUAUUGAAAAUUCAAAAAAUGUCAGUAUCAUCUUUUUUACUGCUGGGGUUGUAAGAUACGGCUUAGAAGUAUGGAUUAGGAUUCCUUUCCCACCUGCCUUCAGUUCUCCAGCAGUUGGUCAGUAUCAGGUUCAUUCCUUUGUUCUCUCUGAAUGACUGGCUACAGGAGUUUGAGAGGCGACGGGACCAGGCCUGGGGGCUGGAAGGGGUCAAACUAUCCCUGGGGGAGGCUGUCUGUUUUCUACGGGUAGGAGGCCUCUGGGAAACACUGAGUGGUGAUUUCUGUCAUUUAUUAUUAUUAUUAUUUUUUGAUGUUAACUCAGAGCAGGGCCUUUGGGACUUGUCAGCCAGCCAGAGAGACAGAAAGCCACCCUGCCCGCCUCCUGGGCACAGGGACCUGCACCAGGACCCUUCCCUCUCCCCUGCCUCCUCAACCCCCAGCAGUUUGUCCCCUCCAGCUCCUGUAUGCCAGCAGGGAAAUGUCAUAGCUGAGAAAGAAGGGAGGAGUCUUUCUACCCCUGGUGCAGAUGGGUGAGAUCUGGUGUGGGUUUCCCGACGGCCCUGAGGUUUGAAGUCCCACCAGCAUCUUGGCCCCCUUCACCCCAGGGGCCCCCCUUCCCUCUCCUGCCUCCCUACACCAGGUUGCAAGAGGUAGGCUUGUUGCCAGACAGCGGUGGUGCUGAUACAGAGGAGGACCUGCUUGAGCCCCUGGUGGAAACCCAGAGGGGCCCCUCCCUGAGGGCAAGGGUGUGUGCACAUGCACUGGUUUACUUUAAAAUGUACAGAUCUCAUUCAAUUCAUGAUAGAUUUUUUAUUAUUAAAAAUUGGUUUAUAAUACAAA